GGCCAGCUGCUCACACUCCUCCUCUCUGGACAUAGGUGAGGCCAGAGGCCGUUAGGAAAUCCCACUCUGCAUGAAUGCCGCCAGCCUGGGACCAGGACCUCACUGCUUCUUCCGCCUCAGACCGAGGAACUAAGCGACCCUUGCCGCGACUUCCUUCCCGGCCCCCCUCGCAUCUCACUGCUGUCUUUCUGGAUUGACCCCGUGGCCUCCUGCCUCGCUUUCCCACCGUGAACAUCAAUAUGUGUCAUGUCAUUGUCACCUGCCGCUCGAUGCUCUGGACCCUCCUGAGUAUCGUAGUGGCCUUUGCCGAGCUCGUCGCCUUCAUAAGCGCAGACUGGCUGAUCGGGAAAGCCAAGACCCGCGGCGCUGAGCCGGCAGACACUGACUCAGAGCCCUACUAUCUGGGCAUCCUUUGCAUCCGCACGCCCGGCAUGCAGCAAGCCCCUAGAGACGCACUGUGCGGGACUUACGCCAAGAGCUUCGGGGAUAUCGCCAGCGGCUUCUGGCAGGCCACUGCUAUCUUCCUGGCCAUGGGGAUCUUCAUUCUCUGUGUGGUGGCCUUGGUGUCCGUCUUCACCAUGUGUGUACAAAGCAUCAUGAAAAAAAGCAUUUUCAACGUCUGCGGGCUCCUUCAGGGAAUCGCAGGUCUGUUCCUUAUCCUCGGCCUGAUACUCUACCCUGCAGGCUGGGGCUGCCAGAAAGCCAUAGACUGUGGACGGCAUGCAUCUCCCUACAAACCUGGAGACUGCUCCCUGGGCUGGGCCUUUUAUACAGCCACUGGGGGCACAGUUCUCACAUUCAUCUGUGCUGUCUUCUCCGCACAAGCAGAAAUUGCGACCUCCAGUGACAAGGUCCAGGAAGAAAUCGAAGAGGGGAAGAACCUGAUCUGCCUCCUUUAGUUUGGAAGACAUGACUGCUACUGUUACCUUUAUGACUUGUGACACAGUCUUUGUCAUUUGAAUCAAGUGAGGAACCAGUCUUGACCUACCAGAGCCACAUUCCACAGCCCCAGGCCUUCGUGGGACCAGUGAGGGGCAUCACCCACCAAGCAAAUAAUGAGACCAGACCAGACAAGGACAUGGUUUAGCCCCUGACUGUGGAGUCAGACUCUGUCUGCCCAGGGCUCAAUGAAGGAUAGUGAUCUGACUCAGCAAGGCUGGCAGCAGAGGAGAGGCCAGCCAGCCCCAGGGUGGUUUGAGGCAGCUUUCUGGCCCACAGCUGUGUGACUGUGAACAUCUCAGAAUGAGGGCAGGAGGCAGUGUCUUGGUUUUCUUCUAAGUUGUUUCAAUUGGAGACUGAAAGGAAGAUUACAGACUUACUGAUGGCAGGUUGUAUGCUGAAGGUCACAGCAAGAUACCAGGUUUUGCUUAUCAGACCAAAGGGCUUAACAGGGACAAAUGUAGAAUCCUUCUGCGGACUACUCUACAUUUGUGUUCCAGGGCAAGAUGCAUCUGUGGAAUUAUCCUCAGGAUUUGAGUUCAGACAGACAGACAAUCACCCCAGGCAGUCAGGCAGAUGGCUCCCUGCAGCCAGCCUAAUGCCUAAACUAGUCCUGUUUCAUUAGUUAGUUUUCUCCUGGGGUUGUGCUUGGCUGCCCAGGGAAACCUCAGUGUUUCCUCCUUCCAAGGACAGCGGCAGCCUCCAGCCCAGCUGGGGCUCAUGCAGAUGUUCAGAGGGAGGGGCUGCCUGACUGUGCUGUAUAGUCAGCUGGCUUCCAGUCCCAUUGGUGUUCUUUGCAGAGAAAGCAGGACCUAGCCAUGGCAGCUUCUAGUGUUGAGCCUAAGAAAAGACUGGGUGACACGGAAUCAUGCCACUGAAGACUUGCAUCAAAAAUCCCAUCCCCAGGGAGGCAAAGAACAAAAAUUUAAUGCAGAAGUGGGGGCUGGACCAAACUUAACACAUCUGCCUAAGCAUGCUUACAAAACCCACUAAAUACCACUACUAGAAAGGACUCAGGGCUUUUAAUCCAGUCUCUGCAAAUUAUCCAUAUAACCAAAGCAGCCAGAAAUACCAGUCUGGCAACAAAUAAGCCUUGCAGAUAGAGACCAUCUGCAGUAGCAUAAGUGGAGUGGACCCAUUUGGUUUUAGAGAUAUGUUCCACUAAGGGCUUUGUCUUAAAAGUUAAAUAGUUAAGCACCUUCUACUGGCAAGUGUUUGUUAAGUACAACCAGGUACACACCCUGAUUGAGUCUACAGCCUUGCUCCAGAACAACUGCCUUAUAUAGAGAUGGGCUAGGCCCACUGGGGUUUAAUUAUAUUUAUUUGCCCUUUGGUUUAUACCAAAAACCAUCUUAUCUCUCAUGAAGGGAAAGGUUAGGGAAGAUGGUAUUGAAUCAGAUCUUAAGUUCAGUUUUGAACCAGUGUUCAAAAUCAGCAAGGUAAAGAUGCUGUGCCUUCUUUAGAAUUAGAAGUGGGAGGCCCCUAGGAAGACUCGGGAAACAGGAACAGAUCACCAAGUGCAUGGGCCAUACAGCAUGUGGAAAGACUUGUCCUUCUGCCAGCAUAGUGACUGUGUUUCCAACCUGGGCAAUACUUGGCACAAAACACAGUUUUGUUCGACGAGAAUACUUUGUUUUCCUUGAACUUAACCAGAUUAAUUUUUAGGUAUUUUUUUUACAUACAAGCUAGUCCCAAACCAGGGAUCCUAUAUGAAAGCCCAUCGCCUGUUCUUUUAGUAAGGUGGCAGUGGACUAUGUCAGUCACAAAUGAAAAUGUGACCACUCUGCCACAUAAAGUUACUUAACAGUGUUUUUUUCAUUAGAGAAACCCCCCCAAAAAUGGGGGGGGUGCACAGAUGAAAUGCCAUUGCUAUUGAAAACCACCUAGAUGCUGACUUGAUGGAGCAGAGAGAGAGGUACAUCCACCAUUUGAGAUCUUCAAACCAAGAUACAGACAUUUUCAGGGAAUGAAAGGCCCAUCUACAAUCAUGGUAGUGUAGAAUGAAACUUACCUUUGGCUCUUUAAAAACCACUUAUGGGCCUAUACCCAUUUUUCUAGUAAUAGGACUGUUCCUACUACAGGAAAGGUCUUACUUUGCCUGUGUUUGUGCUCAGCCUCUCAAUGAAGACUAAAGCAGAGACCCCGGAAAUCUGUGAAUUCUUUAAACCUGUGUGGUAAUUCAACAGCAUGACAUAACUGUGGAAGGGUUUCUAUGUAGUUCUGAACAUCUGUGAUGUAAUGAAUGGUUUUUGUUAAACAUGCAUUCUGUAAAGUGCCAUAGUCUUUUUAUGUGUAGCAUAUUUAAAUAUAUAUAUCACAUACACACAAGUUUGUCUGAAAGAUGUGCAAUAACAAAGGUGUAUGUUUUGUUUGGGGAAACUGGACAUGUUUCAAAACAGGGAUGUUUCUGUUUUACAAAGGAGAGUUAGACAUAUUUGCCUUCACAGCUAGUCAUUAGUCCCUAACAAUUUUAAUGCUACGCAAACCUUAUGUGAAGAAAAGACUGGUAUGAAGUCAUGUUUUCCUGGGUCUAAAUGAAGAAAAUGAUCACUAUAUUUAUGGGAGACUCAAUCCAGCAAGCCAGGCCCAGUCAUUGCUAGUCUUCUGUGUAAAAUGUGAAGCUGCCAUUUUGCCUUUUCUGUUAGCCUGAUAACUAGUAGCUGCUCAUGAGCUUUUGUAGAUGGUGUUAAUGCUAGGCUACUAUAUUAAGGCUAGUCUCACACCUUCUUAGCCAUAGGAGUCUGGCUUAGGACAGACUGUUCUCUGUGCAAUAACAUGUGGCCACUGGGAAUCCCGGGCCUGCAUUUGUGUUUAGGGGAGCAGAGACUCCCAAGGCCAAAAGAAUACAAGGGAUGACUGGGACUUCUGAGACUAUGGAGAAGCUCCUUCUGUAGCCAAGGGGGGUCCUUAGGUGCUGUGAGGAAACUCAGCGCCACUUGAGCCAAAUAUAAAGUUGUGCUUACAGCUCAUGGACUGAAUUAGAGCCUUCCUAUGUGUGCUUAUCCUGUUAUAUUGUAAACUAAUACAUUAUUUGUCUAGCAUAGGAUUUUCACAGUGUGCUCCCUUCCCCCCUCCAGAUCUGAAUUAAAUCAGAUUUUGUGAACUCA
Molecule: messenger RNA, 4046 nt
Organism: Cricetulus griseus (Chinese hamster)
Lineage: Eukaryota; Metazoa; Chordata; Mammalia; Rodentia; Cricetidae
Source: RefSeq, a predicted model, not a curated record